AUGAAGCGCAGCCAACGCGCUGGCCUAACCUACUCCAAAGGAGGCGUCGCCAUCUCCAGCGCCGGUCGCAAGAAGAAGAAGAACUAUCCUCUCUCCUGGGGCUGUUCCAUCGACAAGAUGAAGAUGAAGAAACGCGUCUUGUGCGUCUACGAUGGCUCCCGUCGGCUAUGGAAGGACGACAUGAUGCUCGACCAGGAGUUCGAGGUUCGCAUCCCGAUGCCGGACGGCCGGGGCUAUGUUACAGACCUCGACGUCCAGACGCUGAAUCGCGCCGAUGCUCUACACGCAGCGACUGAAGAGGAGAAGGGCCCUUGGACGGAGAACACCAACAUCUCUGGCCUAUAA
Molecule: messenger RNA, 345 nt
Organism: Pseudovirgaria hyperparasitica
Lineage: Eukaryota; Fungi; Ascomycota; Dothideomycetes; Acrospermales; Acrospermaceae
Exons: 1
Coding region: 1-345 (114 amino acids)
Source: RefSeq, a predicted model, not a curated record